AGUUCCCUAUUUCUAAAUUUUUUUAUACCAGCGAGCGAUAAUUCGUUGAAGUGGAUGCCGGAACCUCAAAUUCAGCAAAGUGUAAUCCAGAUUGGCAAGUAGCAAGUAGUUACCUUCUUCUUUUUUACCAUCUUUCAUGAAAAUUCACUGAACUUGGGGGUAAAAAUGGGUAUUUACCUUGUACAGUACAAUACAUGUAGAAUACAACUCCCAACCAUAUCCAUACCUACUCUGUGUUUUCUUUUCCACACCCUUGGCUUUUUCUUUCUUCUUGCUUCUGACUCUGGAAGAGAGACCUCACAUGCUUCUGACUUGUGUACAUCUCUAGCACCACGUACCCCUCCAGACCUCCAUUAAAAUACAACAAUUCACAGUACCAACAGCAACAAAUUUAAAGCAGCUUCAGUACUGCUACCAAACAACCAAACCCCUUCUCUCUGUUAAAACCACUAUUCCCUCCCCCCUCUGUUUUCUCAGUCACAUUUUUUAAAUUAUAAUUCAGUACUCUGUUUUUCAUUUUCACCACUUUCUUAUCCAAGUAUAUUGAAAUAGUAAAAACCAGACCAGACCCAUUACUUACUUAAAUCAAACACCCCCAGAAAUCACUCAAAUUCUGGCAUUCCCAACAAUGGAAGCUUUUAGUUUACUCAAGUAUUGGAGAGUUGGUGGUAGUAAUGGAGUUAAUAAAACUACUGAGAAACAGCUACAGCAGCAACAACCCACUACUACUAUUGCUACUACUGUUAGUGAAAUGAGUGUUGAAGAAGAAGAAUGUGUUGUUGAUGGUGAUGCUGACGAUGAAGGACCAUUUUUUGAUCUUGAAUUUGCAGUACCUAAUGAUGAGGAUGAUAACAAUGGUGGAGGAAAGGAGAAAGAUGAUUAUGAUGAUGGUGAUUCUGUAACAACAGAUGAGGAUGAAGAAGAAGAAGAAGAUGGGUUUGAUUUUACAGUAUCUCCUGGUUCUGUUUCAAGUGGUGGUAAUCAAAUUGAUUCUUCUUCUUCACCAAAUAAUUUAAUAUUUUCUCCUUCUGAUGAUAUUUUCUUCAAAGGGGAUGUUGGUAAAUCAGUUUCUCCUCUGUUUCAAUCUUCAUCUUCUACAAGUUCAACUUCAUCAUCAGUUGAGAAUGGUCUUAAUAAUAAUCCUAAAGUACAAUUCCCUGUUUCUUUAAUCAAAACAGCUACUAAAAUCAGAGUUUUCAUGUUGGGGUUUAAGAGUAACAGCAGUAAUCCUAAACCCAAAUCAGAAGAUCAAAAACCAGAGGAGAAACAGAGCACCAUCAGAACAGAGCUAAAACAGAGUAAGAAGUUUGUGACAGUGAAAUUCAGAGUAGAUGAACUUCUCCCAAUGAUUUCAUUAUUCACUAGAGAUUCUUCAUCUUCUUCUGCUACUGCUUCAAACAACAACAAAAUCAUGUCCUCAUCUCAAGAAGAAAUCGAAGUAGAAGAUGAAGAAGGGAAGAAAUUGAUCUCCAAAGAUGUUGUUCAGAAAUAUCUGAAAAUGAUUAAACCUCUAUACGUUAGAGUUUCUAAGAGAUACAACAACAAUGGUGGUGGUGCAUUUUCUCCAUCUAGAUCAAUGGAUAAUUCAUCUGUAAUACCAUCAUCUCCAUUACCUAUUAAGAUUGAAGAUGAAAUCUCUUCGAAGAGAAAACAGGGGGUGAGUAAUCUACCAAAUGGAUUUAGAAUUGUGAGAAAACAUUUGGGGAAAAGUCGAUCAGCAUCAUCAGUGAACCCUGUUACAACAAAUUCUUCUUCACCGGGAGGGAUUCAAGCAAAGAGAAGAGAUGAUUCAUUGUUGCAACAACAAGAUGGAAUUCAGAGUGCUAUUCUACAUUGUAAACGUUCUUUCAAUGCUUCCAGAGAUACUGAUUCGUGUCCAAGAUCAUCUACGGAAUCCCAUGAGACAUCAAUUGAUGAAGCAGCUGCUGGGAAGUGAGAGGUCUCUGCUGUUAUUAUUAUUAGUAGAGCUUCUUCUCAUUUGUUGAUUUCGCUUUCUGUACAAAUUUUAGAGACCCUUUGUUGAUUAGAAUGUAGUGUAGAUGAAUGAUCAUAUGAUGAUUAUCAGAUCUAUCAUCAUCAUAACUCUCUCAGUUAUGUAUCUAUCCAUCCAUCUUCUUUGUAGAAAUGUAGAAGAAGAGGAGAUUAAAAAAAAAAAAAAAAAACCUAACUUGAUUUUGUUGGUUUUUGUCUUAUUUUGGUGUAGAUCAU
Molecule: messenger RNA, 2208 nt
Organism: Papaver somniferum (opium poppy)
Lineage: Eukaryota; Viridiplantae; Streptophyta; Magnoliopsida; Ranunculales; Papaveraceae
Product: probable membrane-associated kinase regulator 2
Exons: 2
Coding region: 629-1936 (435 amino acids)
Cellular component (GO): plasma membrane
Source: RefSeq, a predicted model, not a curated record